Lacerta agilis (Sand lizard) is the source of this 3464-nucleotide messenger RNA. It is a transcript of the gene GARNL3, whose product is annotated as GTPase activating Rap/RanGAP domain like 3. The coding region runs from base 107 to 3127 and encodes 1006 amino acids. The transcript has 29 exons. Gene Ontology annotation, molecular function: GTPase activator activity. Gene Ontology annotation, biological process: regulation of small GTPase mediated signal transduction; activation of GTPase activity. The record is from RefSeq and is a predicted model, not a curated record. Gene Ontology annotation, cellular component: cytoplasm. Lineage: Eukaryota; Metazoa; Chordata; Lepidosauria; Squamata; Lacertidae.
AGGGAAAGAAAGAGAAAGCGGGGAGACCGGGCAGCUCUCUCCGGUUGCUCCAGCAGCCAGGACCAACGCAGGAUCCCGGGGCUUUCGAGGCGGGGCGGUAUGGACGAUGGCGUUGGAAGCGGCUCCCUUGACUAAGCUGAGGAGCCGGCGUGCCGCGUUGCUGCGGAAAGGAGUCAGCUUUGAAUGCGAGAGCGACGGCGACAACUCUGUCUCCGAGGACCUGGGCUGUAGACGUGGAGAAUUCAGCCGAAAGCAUUAUGGAUCGGUAGAGCUGCUCAUUUCCAGUGACGCUGAUGGAGCUAUCCAAAGAGCUGGGCGAUUCCGGGUGGAAAAUGGCUCUGUUGAUGAGAAUACAGAUUAUGCCCCUGGUACAUGGCGCAGAACAGAUGUGCAUUUGGAGAACCCAGAGUACCACACCAGAUGGUACUUCAAGUAUUUUCUAGGAAAAGUUCAUCAGAACUAUGUAGGAACAGACAUAGAGAAGAACCCCUUUUUUCUGUCUGUCGUACUCUCUGACCAAAACAAUCAGCGUGUUCCUCAAUACCGUGCAAUCCUCUGGAGAAAAACAGGUACUCUGAAAAUAUGCCUCCCUUACAGUCCUACCAAAACUUUGUCUGUGAAAUCUAUUUUAAGUGCCAUGAAUCUUGACAAAUUUGAGAAAGGCCCUAGAGAAAUUCUUCACCCUGAAAUUCAAAAGGAUUUAUUGGUUCUGGAAGAGCAAGAGGGCUCUGUCAAUUUUAAGUUUGGAGUACUUUAUGCCAAAGAUGGACAGCUAACAGAUGACGAGAUGUUCAGCAACGAAGCUGGCAGCGAAAGCUUUCAGAGGUUACUGAGUCUCUUGGGGGACACCAUUACUUUGAAGGGCUGGACCGGCUACAGAGGAGGACUGGACACCAAAAAUGACACCACAGGCAUUUUUUCCAUCUACACUGUCUACCAAGGGCACGAGAUAAUGUUCCACGUCUCAACCAUGCUUCCAUAUUCUAAAGAGAACAAACAGCAAGUGGAAAGGAAACGGCAUAUCGGGAACGACAUUGUCACCAUUGUGUUCCAAGAAGGAGAAGAAUCCUCUCCAGCCUUUAAGCCAUCCAUGAUCCGCUCCCACUUUACACAUAUUUUUGCCUUAGUGAGAUAUAAUACGCAGAGUGAUAGUUACAGGCUGAAAAUCUUUUCGGAAGAAAGCGUACCUCUCUUUGGGCCUCCUCUUCCAUCCCCACCAGUGUUUACGGACCACCAAGAAUUCAGGGACUUCUUGCUGGUGAAAUUAAUCAAUGGGGAGAAAGCCACCCUGGAAACUCCGACAUUUGCUCAGAAGCGGCAGCGUACUUUGGACAUGCUGAUCCGCUCUUUGUACCAGGACCUCAUGCCUGACAUGCACAAGAACAUGCUGAACAGGAGAUCCUUCAGUGAUGUCUUACCUGAGUCCCCAAAAUCGGCCCGGAAGAAAGAGGAGGCCCGACAAGCUGAAUUUGUCCGUCUUGGCCAGGCACUCAAACUCAAAACCAUUGUGAGAGGCGAUGCCCCAGCUAUUCUGGCUUCCACGAGCCUCUGUAAAAAGGAGCCCUGGGAGUCCCAGUGCUUCUGCAGCAAUUUCCCUCAUGAUGUUGUCUGCGCAGAUUCCUGGGGCCAGUCAUUGCUCGUCUCUACAGAUGUUGGCGUCCUCCUCUUAGAUGAUGGGCAGCCUCCCAUCCCAGUGUUUGAUAAAACUUUACAGAUCAAACAGAUGCAUGUAUUGGAAACUCUGGACCUUCUCAUUACUAGAGCAGACAAAGGGAAGGAUGCUCGCCUCCUCGUCUUCCGGCUGAGUGCCGUGCGGAAAGGCAUGGAAUCCAAGCAAGCCAGAAGCAAGUGUGACUGCCGAGAGAACAAACUGGAGAAAACGAAAGGCUGCCAUCUGUAUGCCAUCAACACCCACCACAGCAACGAGCUACGGAUUGUCGCAUCCAUCCGGAACAAGCUGCUUCUCAUCACCAGGAAGUUCAAGCAGUGGGAGGGUCUGAACAGUGGCCUCUCGUUGUCGCCUCAGUCAGAGUCCCCAGUUGAAGAAUUCCAGUACAUCCGGGAGAUCUGCUUGUCUGACCCCCCUGUUGUCAUGACAUUGGUGGACGGGCCCACAGGGGAAAAUGACAACCUGAUUUGCGUCGCCUACCGGCACCAGUUUGACUUGAUCAAUGAGAGCACGGGCGAAUCCUACAGAUUGCACCAUGUUGACUCGAGCAGGGUUAAUUUUGUUGCAGCUAUUGAUGUGUAUGAAGAUGGAGAAGCUGGCCUGCUCUUGUGCUAUAACUAUGUCUGCUAUUACCGCAAAGUGUGUCCCUUCAAUGGGGGCUCGCCUUUGGUCCAGCCAUCAGCAUCUGACUUCCACUUCAGCUGGAACCAGGUUCCUUAUGCCAUUGUUUGCGCUUUCCCCUAUAUUUUGGCCUUUACCACCGAUUCCAUUGAGAUCCGAUUAGUGGUGAAUGGGAACCUCGUCCACACAGCUGUGGUCCCUGCGCUUCAGCUGGUGGCAUCAAGGUCAGAUAUCUACUUCAGAGCCGUAACGGCAGUGAGCGAGCCAUCCAAUGGCAGUUCCAAGGAGACUAAUUCACCUACUACCCCUCAGACACCAUCAGUCAAUGAAAUCCCUGUUUUCUCUCCUUCCGCAGCAGAAGGUGAAGCUCUGUGCAAAAACAUCUACAAGAUCCCCCUGAGCAACCUGGUCGGCAGGAGCAUCGAACGCCCACUCAAGUCCCCCCUGGUCCCCAAAGUCAUCACCACCCCGACGUCGGCCAGCAGCACCUCCAUCCCUGUCGCUCCUUCCCUCUCUUUGUCGCGCAUAGAGAUCAAAGAAAUCGCAACCCGGACACGCAAAGAAUUACUUGGUCUCCUAGACGGCCAUGGUCCCAAGUCGGAGGGGGGACAAAAGCAGAAGAAAAUCCCCCAGAAACAGUCGGACCCCAAGCCAGGAACAGUACGGUCAACAAGUAGUGACAGGCUCGUUGCAUGCUCUUUCGAAAGCACUUCUGAAGAGCGCCACUUCUCCACCAGUUCAGACCCCGACACCACUACACGGGACGAGAGCCCCCAGUCCAGCAGCCUCUUUCAGCUUGGGGCUUCCUUUGACGAAGACAUCAUUGACUUGAAGUGAAGACAAUCUGGACACAGCACUUGCACACCUUUCCUCACCCCCCCCUACCCCCAUUUGUUAUGACAGUAUAAAAACAUCACACUACACUUUCUGAUAAUUCUGGAAUACAGAAUAUAUACAUAGGAAAUUGAGAUCUAGAAUGCCCAGUAUUUCCAGCUUAUUCAGAUGGAAAGGGCAGGUGGGACAUAGCAUAUUUUAUUUUUCUUGGUUGAAUAUUAGGGCACUCACCCCAUUACAGGAAUCUCAGCUGGUGGAGCAGAUGAGUUUUAAUCAGUUAAUUGAUUAAAGUGUAUAGGACUUAAACAUUAGUUUUCAAUUUAGAAAGGUUGUCCACAUU